CUGAAUCCGACUUCCUGUAAGAUUGGAGAGCACCUUUCUGGACGCACAAGACCUCAGAGGAUUGGGGAAGACGAUCAAAUAUAUUUGCUUUUGGCCCAAAUAGAAAUGGAGCAGCAAGGGAGCCCCGACAACAACACUAACAACUGCACCAUUCAAGACUUCAAAAGAGCCAUCUACCCACCCGUGUAUUUGAGCAUAUUUGUAUUGGGAAUUUUGGGAAAUGGCUUUUCCAUAUUCAUUUUCCUUCAGUCUUUCAGGAAACAAACCUCAAUGAAUGUUUUCAUGCUGAACUUGGCCAUUUCGGAUUUCUUAUUUGUGUUUACCCUGCCCUUCCGUGUUCACUACUACUUGAAGAAUUCCCAGUGGGUGUUUGGAGACAUCACCUGCAGGCUAAUGUCCUAUUCUUGGUACGUCAAUAUGUAUACCAGCAUUUAUUUCCUGACCGUGAUGAGCAUCGUUCGUUUCCUGGCUAUUGUGCACCCUUUUCGGCUCUUAAGUCUGACCAGCAUCAGGAGUGCCCGGAUCCUGUGUGUGACAAUAUGGAUUUUUGUGAUGGUGACUUCUGCUACACUUUUGAAAGGUGGAUCUUCCCAGAGGAAUAAUGAAAUUUCAUGCUUAGACCCCGAGAAAGAGAAAAUAGAGAGGCUGCGCAUUCUGAACAAUAUCGUCUUGGCCGUGGGUUUCAUUCUGCCCCUGGGCACCCUGAGUGUCUGUUACAUACUGAUCAUCAGGACGCUGCUUAAACCUCGGGUCCCAAAAUCGGGGCUCAGGGCCUCAAACAAGAAGGCGUUACUAACCAUCUCUAUCAUAAUGUUCUUUUUCUUGGUUUGUUUUCUGCCUUAUCACCUUCUGAGAACCAUUCACUUGCUGGCAUGGAGCGAGAAUAAGUGCUACAAGCAGGUGCAUAAAGCCGUGGUGAUCACCCUAUGCUUAGCUGCGGCCAAUAAUUGCCUGAAUCCUUUGCUCUAUUACUUUUCGGGGGAAAAUUUCAAAGAGAGACUUAUUGCUGUAUUCAAAAGAGGACCCCUGCCAAAACAAACACAACAGGGCCAUCUGUACAUCGUGGAAGCAGAAAACGUCAUGGAGACCUGA
Messenger RNA from Tachyglossus aculeatus (Australian echidna), 1092 nucleotides. It is a transcript of the gene CYSLTR2, whose product is annotated as cysteinyl leukotriene receptor 2. The transcript has 2 exons. Gene Ontology annotation, molecular function: G protein-coupled receptor activity. Bases 106 to 1092 code for a protein of 328 amino acids. The record is from RefSeq and is a predicted model, not a curated record. Gene Ontology annotation, biological process: G protein-coupled receptor signaling pathway. Gene Ontology annotation, cellular component: plasma membrane. Lineage: Eukaryota; Metazoa; Chordata; Mammalia; Monotremata; Tachyglossidae.